Messenger RNA from Clarias gariepinus (North African catfish), 958 nucleotides. RefSeq lists its product as uncharacterized. NCBI's taxonomy places the organism in Eukaryota, Metazoa, Chordata, Actinopteri, Siluriformes, Clariidae. Bases 42 to 845 code for a protein of 267 amino acids. The record is from RefSeq and is a predicted model, not a curated record. The transcript has 9 exons.
AACAGAAGGACUGAAGAGCUGCUCACAGGAUAACAGUAACAAUGGAAAGACAGUUGGCUGUGCUGCUGCUCUGUGUGUUAAAGAUCGCUGGAGGAUUUCCCGUCUCCUCACCGCUGAGUUGGGACCCGUCCCAGUACUCCCCUGGCUACACCCUCCUCCUCCCAGUUAGGGUUCUAGGUUCGAACGGACCACAGGUGGUUCUGGUGCCAGUGCGCCAUGACUGGAGGACACAGAUGAACCAGAACCCAGCGGCUCAGGCUGAACAGAAACACACACUCACAGAUCCCGAGCAGCAGCAGACAACGAAUCAGAACUUACUGGAGAAUCAGAAUGUAAACAGUCCAUUUGUGCAGCUACCAACAGUCUCACCUGAUACACUCGCACCUGAGAACACUCUCCCACAGGGCCAGGUAUUGCCGGUGUGGAACUCUAUUCCUGGUCUGGUCCCUUUGCAGCCUGGAGUGAAUGGACAGACACUCUUCCCUGUGUGGGCGCCCCCUGCUGGAGGAGCAGCUGCAGGACAGACUCAGGUGGUGUCUGUUGUCCAGCCUGUAGCACUGUCGAAUUCAGCAAGCUCAGAAGAGGGAGACUCACAGGUGAUCUACAUUUUGCCGAUUGAUACUGAGAUUCCAAACAUGGGGAUAAUGGAGAAUGGUCAGAGGGGCAUCAAUCCUGAACUCACCCCCGACACUAACCCUAAUCCUGACCCCAACCUGGGUCACCUGCAGCAAAACCCCACCCCUGCCCCUGGCCACGCCCCCAGCUCAGCCUCUAGCCCCGCUCUUCCUGCAGGUGUCCAGGAAACAACUGUUCCUAGCGUAGGUCAGAGGGGGAGCCGCCAGUAACACACACACACACACACACACACACAUUUAACAGUAUUUCUUUGGCUGUAUUUGAUACCCCAUGUUUAUUAGUUUAUUAUAACUGACAUUGUGGAAUUGUAAUAAAAACUAUU